CUUUGCCGCCUCUUUGCUGCUCGACAAGGCCUCCUUUCGACUCUCCGACUACGACUUGCGCGAUUGCGACGACGAAGUUUCUGCUCUCAACAUUUCCAGACUCCAGACGAGGAACAAAUCCCAAAAUAUCGCCAACUUCAACCUCUCGCCCAACAUGAAGCUUCACUACAUCGGCAUUAUCCGCAACGACUCCCAGCCCGCUCACGAGAUCGUCGCAGAGAAGGAGCUGAGCGCCUACUCGCGCUUCACACGCAGCAACUAUGGCGAGUUCAUGUCCCUUUUCGCAAAGACCGUCGCCGAGCGCACUCGACCCGCCCAACGACAAGACGUUGAAGAGCAAGACUACACCUUCCACGCCUACGGCCGCACCGAGGGCAUCUGCGGCAUCAUCAUCUCCGACCACCAAUACCCCGCCCUGGUCGCCCACCAGCUCCUCAGCAAGGUCGUCGACGAGUUCCUCUCCAAGCACCCGCGCUCCUCAUGGGCCCAGGGCGACGUCACCCUGCCCUUCCCCGAGCUGACGGACUACCUCGCCAAGUACCAGGACCCCCAGCAGGCCGACAGCAUCAUGAAGAUCCAAAAGGAGCUAGACGAGACCAAGAUUGUGCUGCACAAGACGAUUGAGAGCGUGCUGCAGCGAGGAGAGAAGAUUGACGAUUUGGUGGCCAAGAGUGAUGGGCUGAGCGCUCAGAGCAAAAUGUUUUACCAGCAAGCAAAGAAGCAAAACUCUUGCUGCGUGUUGAUGUAAUUGAGGGGGCGUUUUAUUUGGCGUUGCAAUGGGGUCGUAAUUUUCAGCAACAAAUGGGCUGUCUUGUUUUCAAAGAUUGGUUAUUAUGAAAGACACACACUCGCACACACAUAUAUACUAAUACGGAACUCAUGGGAGGAAAGACGAUCAAACCAACGAAUUUCUCUCUUGAUUUUAUUAUACACAUAUUUUCACACACUCAGACAAAACACACAUGUUUCAAAAAAAGAGAAAAGGAUAUCAAUGAUGUAUUUUCAUGAAAUUCUGCCAUAGACUGUCCGAUACAAUCGUUACAAGCCCAUGUUUCGCUUUAUAAAUUUUUAUUUAUCCGCCAUCAAAGCUAGCCCCCGGGGCCAUGCAACUAAUGAUAAUAGAUGAAGAAGGGAGUCAAAAGAAAAUUCGGGGUUGCCUGGUAUGAUUGAAAAGUAAAGAUGACACAUGGAAAGGAAAUAGAUGAGGACAUGUGAGCAGAAUAAAUACACGCCCGGUGGAUCGUAAAAGGAAGAGUAAGAAGAAGAAGAAGAAGGAGGAGAAAAAAAGGUAAAAAAGAAUAGACAAGAAUAGAUCAGUCAGAAACGUAAAAGGUCGUUCCGUCAUGCACCCUCGAGCACCACGCGCGAGCUCUUCCGAUAGCCGCUCUGCCCCAAAUUGCCCUCUUCUUCUGGAUGCAC
This is a messenger RNA of Trichoderma atroviride IMI 206040, 1419 nucleotides long. RefSeq lists its product as uncharacterized. Gene Ontology annotation, molecular function: SNAP receptor activity. Gene Ontology annotation, biological process: endoplasmic reticulum to Golgi vesicle-mediated transport. NCBI's taxonomy places the organism in Eukaryota, Fungi, Ascomycota, Sordariomycetes, Hypocreales, Hypocreaceae. The record is from RefSeq and is a predicted model, not a curated record. Gene Ontology annotation, cellular component: Golgi apparatus; membrane.